ACCUAUGCCGACACAUGUAACCAAGCCCCCUGCGAUCAUUCCAACAACCAAAGAGCCAUUCAGGGUACAUGGUGUCACAUCGAAGUGAAGAAAGCAUUGGAAAAAGGCUACCAGAUUCUACGACUCCACGAGGUGUGGCACUUUCCCGAAACCUCGAGUGAAUUGUUUAAAGAAUAUAUUGACACAUUUUUGAAAAUUAAACAAGAGGCGAGUGGGUACCCGAAAGAUUGCGUCACCGAAGACCAGAAGCAACAUUACGUGGACGAGUACCUUGAAAAGUCGGGAAUCCAUUUAGACCCCCACAAGAUCGAAUACAAUCCUGGAUUACGCGCUCUGGCUAAACUGAUGUUGAAUUCGUUCUGGGGUGAGUACUGUGCUUUCAUCGAUAUAUUUUUGCUACAUGAUACUUAACAGUUUCUCGUUUAGGUAAAUUUGCACAACGACCCAACAUGGUUAAAACCGAGCAGAUAAAAGAUCCACAAGUAUUCUUUGACUACCUCACUUCUGAUGAGAUCAACGUGCUUGAUGCCGAUUUAGUGAGUGACGACAUCAUCGAAAUCCGAUACGAGUAUACGGACAAUUUUAUCAAACCCGAUGCGAAAACCAACGUGGUCAUUGCUGCUUUCACCACCGCCUAUGCCCGUCUCAAGCUUUACGGCGUGCUGGACAUGUUGCAAGAGAGAGUGAUGUAUUACGAUACCGACUCAGUGAUUUUUCUCAGCACACUCAAUGAACCCGAACCUCCCUUGGGCAACCAUCUCGGCGAAUUAACCGAUGAGCUAGGAGGUGAACACGUUACUGUGUUUGCGUCGGGCGGUCCAAAAAAUUAUUGUUAUCGGACAAACACCGGUAAAGUCGAGACCAAAGUGCGUGGAAUCACUCUAGACUGCACGGCGAGGCAAAAG
Paramuricea clavata is the source of this 905-nucleotide messenger RNA. The record is from the annotation of a GenBank genome assembly. Lineage: Eukaryota; Metazoa; Cnidaria; Anthozoa; Malacalcyonacea; Plexauridae.